Molecule: messenger RNA, 3440 nt
Organism: Cynoglossus semilaevis (tongue sole)
Lineage: Eukaryota; Metazoa; Chordata; Actinopteri; Pleuronectiformes; Cynoglossidae
Gene: pals1a
Product: protein associated with LIN7 1, MAGUK p55 family member a
Exons: 18
Coding region: 717-2714 (665 amino acids)
Molecular function (GO): protein binding
Source: RefSeq, a predicted model, not a curated record
AAAUUCAUGUUUCCCGGUCGGCGUCUCCAGAACUACUUCAUGUGCAUUAAUAAUCCACUUCUACGACAUUUUCGCGGUGCAUUCCGCCCAUGUAGCGGCACUUGCGAUUGGUUUAGAUUAAUGCCGAGUCCAAUCAGCGUCCCUCUUUUAUCUUUCUGUGGUAUGUCGUCUCCGCCCCCUUGUCUGAAACUGGAAUUGACAGUCCGAGAGGAGAAAGAGGAGGUGGAGUAGGAGGCGCAGGGAGAGGUCCGUUUCUCUCCAAUAAACCACUGAGUAAGAGACUGUCAGAGUGAAACCAAGAAGCAACAACCAAACCAAAGCCCUAGUAACGAGCGCGUGGAUUAAAGUCAACAUUGUUUUCUAGUUCUCUGUUGGAUCUAUCGGCCUUUGAAACGUUGAAGUCGCGGGAUCAUGAGAGAAAUUUAAUUCUUCCCAUCAGGUUUCGUCCAGGGUUUAUCAGAGCUGCUCUGGCCUCUGUCUGUCAGCUCCAGCCAAUCUGGCCGUUCUCCUGCAGCCUCUCCCUCCCUCUGCAGUACUGCUGCCCCCUGAAUUGAUUUCUGCAAAACAUAUGGUAACAAAACAAUGGCUGCCUUGUUUACUGAGCUACCCUCCUAGAUCUUCUUGAUACAGACAAGGAAAUAAAAAAAACUCUCACUGGAGUACACACAAACACACACAUUUUUGAGGUUUGGUGUGUGUUUGUGUGUCAGAGUGGGAUGACAACCUCCCAUCUGAAUGGUCAUGUUGCUGGUGAAGGAGGAGGAGGAGACGAAGAGCUGAGGGGAGGACAGCAGCAGCACAGGGAAAUGGCUGUUGAUUGUCCAGGAGAGCUGGGCAGUCGGAUGCUACCAGUCCGCCGGUCUGCACAGCUGGAAAGAAUACGACAACAUCAGGAGGACUUGCGACGUAGAAGGGAGGAAGAAGGUCGGCAGCUGGACCUGAAUGCUUCACUCAGACUCAGGAAACUCUCCCAAAAUCCCCACAUUGGCAUUGACAACCCGACAUUCCUGGAAGAUGCAUACACAGCACAGCAGUCAUCGCUCAGUAGCCAGCACACACUCUUGGAGUUGGAGGAGUUGCUGCUCUUGUUGAAGCAGGUUCGAGGCUGCUUGUCUGACCAGCAGAGUCAGAAUGACAUAGAGCUGGUACUUGCACUACUUCACAAGUCUGAUUUCCAGUCAGCACUGAAAAUUCAUAAUGCUGUGGUCAGCAGCAUGCACCGACCCUCUCCUCCGUACCCACACACUCACCAGGCACUUCCGCUGGCCAUGGAGGUCAGGAAUCUCAUCCAGUCAAGUCAGAACAAAGAGGGACUCGAACUACACUCCCUGCUGUCCGACAUCAACCUUCAGUCGCUGUUGUUGACUCAUGACAACAUAGCAGAGAAGGAAAUGCAGCCUGAAACACUGCCUGCACAAGGAGAAACACUCACCCAGUGGGGAGGAGAGACUGUCAAGAUUGUUCGCAUAGAAAAGGCCAGAGAUGUUCCACUGGGAGCGACUGUGCGUAAUGAAAUGGACAGUGUCGUCAUAAGUCGUAUUGUUCGAGGCGGAGCAGCAGAACAGAGUGGUCUGUUAUCAGAAGGGGAUGAAAUCUUAGAGAUCAACGGCAUCGAAAUCAGAGGAAAAGAUGUCAAUCAGGUCUUUGAUAUUCUGGCCGACAUGCACGGCCUACUAACCUUUGUGCUGAUUCCAAGCAAUCAGAGCAGACCUCUUGUCAAAGAGACUGUGAUCCAUGUGAAGGCCCACUUUGACUAUGACCCCUCCGACGACCCUUACGUACCAUGUAGAGAGCUCGGCCUGUCCUUCCAAAAAGGAGACAUCCUGCACAUAAUCAGUCAGUCGGACCCUAACUGGUGGCAGGCUUACAGAGACGGAGAUGAGGAUAACCAGCCACUGGCUGGACUGGUGCCAGGCAAGAACUUUCAGCAGCAAAGAGAAGCCAUGAAACAGACCAUAGAAGAAGACAAGGAGCCUGAGAAGCCUGGAAAGCUGUGGUGUGCAAAGAAAAAUAAGCGGAAAAGAAAAAAGCUGUUGUACAACACUCACAAGAACGACGAUUUCGAUGAGGAAAUUCUCACCUAUGAGGAGAUGGCUCUCUACCACCAGCCGGCCAAUAGAAAGAGGCCGAUUGCACUCAUUGGUCCCAGUGGCUGUGGACAGGGUGAACUAAGGCAAAGACUUCUCAACAACCAACCAGAACGCUUCGCUGUGGCUGUACCUCACACCACACGAAGUCGUCGUGAAGGUGAGACGAGUGGUCGUGACUACCACUUUGUGUCCCGGCAGACUUUUGAAGCUGAAUUAUCAGCAGGAAAGCUGAUUGAAUCUGGGGACUUUGAGAAGAACCUGUAUGGGACCAGCACAGACUCAGUGAGGCAGGUCAUCAACACUGGAAAAAUCUGCGUGCUCUGUCUGCACACACAGGCCCUAAAGGUGCUGAGGAGUUCAGACCUGAAGCCUUACAUCAUCUUUGUAGCUCCGCCCUCCCAGGAAAGACUGCGAGCCCUGUUGGCUAAAGAGAACAAGAACCCAAAGCCCGAGGAGCUACGGGACAUCAUAGAAAAAGCACGGGAGAUGGAGCAGAGCUGCGGUCACCUGUUUGACGCCGUCAUCGUCAACAUUGACCAGGACAAAGCUUACAAUGAGCUGCUACGAUUUAUCAACAAACUGGACACUGAACCUCAGUGGGUGCCCUGCUCCUGGCUGCGCUGAAAACACACACACACACACACACACACACACACACAGCCCGUGGAGCCUGCUUCUCUGUAAAAUCAACUGGACCCUGAUUCACUUUUACACGCUCUGCUAAUUAGUCAGAAUGUUAGGGUUGAUGUUAGCUGAAGGUGACUAUUUUUGAGAAUAAAGUUGAAUAUUGGAAUAUUUAAAUUUAAUUUUUAAUAUUAUGCUGCAGUAUUAAUGUACUAUGAGAUCAAGUGUCACAAUCAAAAACACAGUAAUAUCACCUACUUUAACUAUUGUAGGUUAAAGUUUCAAUGUCACUGAAAUAAAUACAUGUAAAACAUAGUAAUUUAUUUAGUUAGAAAAACAACGAGCAUUUAAUGUGAAAACAACCCCAUUAUAGGAUGUACUGUAGCUUUAAAACAUUAAAAUCACAGACAUGUUUCUCUUACAGGCUGAAGGUUUUUUUAUUCUGUCUUUAACACGGGGCAUGAAUUUGUCCACGAACCAGAACAUUUAGUUUUACUUUAGUCAGGAUUUAAGAAUUGAACCUCUUGGAAAACAUGUUGUUUGUUUCUUUUAUUGAUCAGAAAGUUGUGAGUUUUACAUCAACAGUCUAAUCUGAAGAGGUUACAGUCCAGGCACUAAUAUAUCACAGUUAGCCUUCAGUCAAUGUUAAUAAAUAUGCGACAGAAAAAUACAGUUCCAAAAGCAGGAACUUUCUCCUCAGACCAACUGCAGAAUUGUGUCACAUUU